CUUCAAGGUUUCGGAUUCCUCACGACGAGAUCAUGUAACAGUUGUGAGGAUUUUGCACAGCUGUGUGGAUUUUGCACUGUUCUUUUGGCUAUGAGGCACAUAUUUGAUAUUUUCGUCAUUGAAAAUGAACGAUCAACUCUCUCUUAAAGCUUUGCAUAUCAUUUUGGUUGGAGAGCACUUGAGGAGCCGGUUGCACAGCGAGCAAGAGCCUCCAAUGAUUCGAGACAGGCGAUAUCACCUCCGUAUGUAUCCUUGCUGUUUUAUAGGUCGAGACGUUGUUGACUGGUUGAUGAAAAAUAGCGACGCUAACAGCCGUGCAGGAGCUGUACAAUGCAUGGAUAUUCUUUUGGAAAAUGGAGUAAUUCAUCACGGUAGGUCUAAAAAAAAACUGCCUCAGUACGCUCAAGCGCACCAGCCCAUGACGAAUUGAUAAUUAAAGGUUAAGCUGCUAAUUAAUCCUAUACUUUCACACAAUACAUUUUCUACAACAACACAGUACUUGUACUUACAUUAUUUAUUGCAUUUUGUCUGAGGGAAGAAUCUAUUCAUGCUAUUAUCAGUGUUAGCGAUUAGUUAGGGCGGCUGUAAACGCUCUCUGUUAAUAGAGAAAGCUCUUUAGUGACGUAUCGCGCUGAGUGGCUUAAAUCCAGCUAUCUGCCAGAACAAUGCAACGAGUUUCGGAUGAGCGUCUUUUUCAAUGUUUUCACCUUUGCAUAAUUUCAUACAAAGUCGUUAUGGAACAGGAGGUUUGCUGUUUUUACCAUAUCUUGGUUGGUUAACGCUCUAUGUAUUUAUAGAGCACUUCAGCUAAACUUAAGUCUGACUUAAUUGAUUUGCCUGACACAAGCCUGGCUCCGGUUGUCAUUUUGUCAUUUGGCGGUAACGUUCGUGUUGAACUUAAUCUUUGCCAAGUAGCAAUUUGACAUGAUAUUUACUAAUACUGCAUUCACAAGGUUGGUUAAGAUUCUGCAACGAUCAUCUUUAAGAGGGUUCCAAUCGAGUUCACCGUUUAGUCGUAAAAAGCGACAAAUUUCAACCAUUAGUCGUAAAAAAAACAUUAUAACUGUUAAAAAUUUUUCUUUUUAUCACAAAGUAAUGAAGUCUGUUCAGUAAUAGAUCGCAGAAGACAUCAAAAUGUGGAAAUUGGAAUAAACACUUGGCUGCGUCUCAUGCACCACUUUCUUGUUCUUACCACAUUUUCAGGUUAUCUAUGAUAAUUAUUUUACUGAAGAGACCCACGGCAAUAUGUAAUCUAGUUGGUUAACACUUGACGGGUGGAUUUGGGGCACUAAGUUCUCAUGUCUUUCGACACUACUUCAACGACGCUGACCACCAACCAACAAUUAUUGUCUCCUGCAGUCUUAAUAAGAUUUUACUUUUAAAGACUCUUCUAUCAUCCGACACCUCUCCUUUUUUUUCUUCUUUCUUUGACAGUUGUCGAUGACCAUCACUUCAAAGAUGAGAUGUUGUUUUACAGAUUUCGAAGAGAUGACAAUACAGUUGUGAAAAACUCUGACCUUGAUGUAAUAUAUAAGGGUUGUGAUAUUUACUACAGGUGAAUUUAAGGAAGGAAGUCUCAUUUAUUUUUAUGCUUAUCAUUUCAAUUUGCCAACAACUCAGGUCUCUGAUUUUCUGAGUCUCGUGGUAACUGACUCAUUACUUCUUUUUCUGUUGCAGGGCAAAGAACGAGGACAGCCAUUUAAUCAAGUUACGCCCUUGUCAUGACUUUGUCUUUAGGAACUGUUUCACAGGAUAUGAGCUGGUAGACUGGUUAAUACAAAAGAGUGAAGUUCCUGACAGAGCACGUGGAGUUGUACUUGGAAGAGAGCUGUUAGACCAGGGAAUUAUAAAGCAUGGUACUUUAAAAAGACCCAGAAUGCUAGCAGUUCAUUAAGAACUUGAGACAAAAUGUACAUUUUAGGCCUUUGAUCCUUUUGACUACGCUGUAGCAUCUAAUUUCUCCUUACAAUAUCACCCCUGAAUCAACAAUUAAGGUCAGGAGAAUAAGGGAAAUGAUCACCAACUAAAGAAGCUCCUGAUUUAUAAACAAAUUUACUUUGUCAGUACCACCAACAACAACAGCAACAACAAACUUUAUUUAUUUUAGCAAUUAAAAUACAUAUCUAACAAUCCCUAAGGGUAGUCUGUGACACAUACAACUCUAAGAGGGUCCAGGAUUAUGAAAAGAGAAGGGCUCAAUGUAGAGCUGAACAGAGGAAAACUGUGGAUAUACCCAUGUUCGGGCUAUAGGCGUAUUAUUAUUAACAAUCCCUACCCAGAAAAUAGAAAAGCUGAUCGAGGUGGGAGAGAAACUAAAACAAACAUUAAAAUUAAUUCUUCAAUAACAAGUUUGACUGAACAGAGGAAAUGACUAGGAGAGCAUGCAUAUACAUGAACAAUGAGAAACAGUACAAUACAUUAUAGAUAAGCCAAUUAGGUAUUACAUAUUACAACUGGAAUAAAAUUACAUGCAAAAAACAACAACAACAACAAAUGAAACCAAAAAGAUUUUAAUUUUCUAAAUUUAUCAAUUAAAGUAUGGACGUCAACUAAGUAUCCUCUUAUAUCAAAAUGUUCAGCAACUGUUUAUGCAAUAGUCUUUUAAAUUUUAUAUUUAGGGAAUGUAUAGAGAACAUUAUGGAGAAUAUGCAUGCUAAUGAUAGGAUGUAAAGGGUUAAAUUGCUAAGUUGGUAGCCUGUGUUUGGUGGUUAUAUAGCACUGAGGCUGUAAUGUUUUUAUUACUUAGUGUUUGCAUGUUGUAUGUGAUCUUAAGUUAAAGUGGGAUAUGUAAAUAUUGUACAGAGUGACCAGCAUCUCAUUUCUCAGUACAUUAAUACUGCUCAAUCAUUCAUUAAGAUCACAAAAAUAGAGGAAAUGAUCAUCAACCUAAGAAGCUACAAUUAUGAAACAAAUUCUCCUUGUCAGUACCAAAGGAAAUGUAUAGAGAGCAGUUUGGAGAAUAUGGAUACUGAGGUUUGGGUUUAAAAGGAUUAAUUGCCUCUUUGGAAAAAGAGUGAGCUUUUUGCCUGUUUAGAGAGUCCUUUGCUUCCUUUGCAGGGCAACCUAUAAACUUUAGUAUUCUUUCUCUUUCAGUUACAGAUGAAUUUCACUUCCGUGAUGAAAAUAUCUUUUAUCAGUUUAUGAUUGACAAAGUAGUAAACAAGAAAAUGGUGGAUGCACUGGGAAUUGUUGAUAAUAAGCAGCCAGGCUCACCAAGAAAUUUCAGGCGGAGGAAUCUACCUCCUCUGAACACACAAAGGUCCAGCCCAGUUCCUUUUGCAAAAGAAAGACCAGAAUUGGAUGAACAAUUUGGUGAGGAGAAGGAAAUAAUUCUGUUAGGGUAACUGUUGAACCUAGACAUUUCUUCUAAUUUUCAGUUCCUUUGUAGCAGAGUUGUCCAAAGUAAUGAAAUAAAUGUUUGAAUGAGGGAAGGGUGCAUUUUCCCACUCCAGUUUAACAACUAUGUCACUGUUGCACUGGUAUUUGGGGGUUGUUUUGUUUUUUUUAAACAUAUUUGCUCUACCAUCUAGAAUUGAUUGGCUCAGGUUCUUAAAGUUUUGGUAGGGUUGGUUUUUCUUUGAAGUUACUUAUUCAGUUUUAGACAAACAUGAUAUAAAUAUCCUAAAAAUUUUUCCUGAAUUGUUUAACCUUACAAGUAACUUUAACUAAUUGCAGAUUAUGAAAGAUCUCCAGAAAGUCCAGUUUUUUUCCCCUCAAGUGGUAGUUCAAGCCAGUCACCCAGACCAGGUACAGGAUGUGACUGGACAGUUAAACCCUUUAACUCCCAGAAGUGAUUAACAUGUAACUUCUCCCUAUAAUAUCCACACAUUAUCCAGCCAACAUGUAAUGAGGAUAUUCAAAUUUAUCAAGUAGAGGUUGGUGGUUCUGAUCUAUCACUAAAUUCAUGUGACUUAUUUACAAGGAAAUGUGUAGCAGCUAGAAGGGAGAAUUGAUGAUCAGAUCCUGGGUUGAGAGAACACCAAACUAAGGGAUGUGACCUAUGCAUUAAUUUUGUAUUGUACUUUUGUUCACCAGCACAAAUGUUACUCAGACAUAGCCUUAUUUAAGGUAUUAAUUAAUGUUGUGUUUGCUUUUCUCUCUCUCUUCAUUUUUAUUAGUUAUUGUCAGAGAAAUUACUACAGGAGAGUUAAUGGAUCCAAAUGGACCUUAUGUCAUGAAAAAUAUAAGUGUAAGUACUCCUUCCCUUCUCAAAGUGCAGAAUAGAAAAAUGUAUUUUGUUGGCCAAUUAAUACUUGUAGAACAUGGAGCAACCUCAGUUUCUCAGCAACUACUCAACAACCCCUCCCCUAACCUAACAACAAUCAACUGAUAACAAGUCAGGGUUAAUGUUGGGAUAGGGGAGGGGUAGGUGUGUAGUUGCUCAGAUACUAAUAUUGAUCCCAGAGCAGCAAGCGUUUUCUUUUUGCAUUAUAGGUUAAGAGUGAUGCAGUUGGUUUUGGAUUUGUUGUGCGGGGGUCUAGUCCUGUCUAUGUCCAAACAGUUGAUCCUAAAGGUCCUGGUGCCACUGCUGGGUUAAAGGUCAGAACAGUAUGACUUGUUUGUCCUUGUAAUAUCUUUCCAUCCCCUGCCCCUUCCUUUGUUCUGUGUGAGAUGUCCAUCUUUUCUAUUUACACUGGUCACAACUGAACAUGACUUAAAUCAGGUUGUUUUGUCCAGAACCUGUCUCUGCUUUUGUUGUAAAAAGUAUAAGGAGUGUUGCUGUUGGGGUCAAUGUCAGUAUCUAAGCAACUGGACACCUGACCCUUCCUUAACCCAGUAACAGUCAACUGAUAAUAAGUGCAGUUUCAUGUUUGGUUAGGAAAGGGUAUGUGUUUUUGCGCUGAACUUUCAUUUUAUUAUAAUUAUUAAUUGCAAGUGCUGCUUAUAAUGAUGCAUGGGGUGGGGCACUCCACUUAAAUUUAUAUAUUGCAAUAAUUAUCACAGCGAUUGUUGUGUAAAAAGUUUAAUUAAAGACAUGUUAUCUGGUUCAGUUGUUUAGUUCAGUUUCAACCAAGCUAACCAACUUAUUGUAAUUGUUAACCAGUUAUUUGCCACAAUGUACUUCAAUUAUGGAGGCAGUGAAAAGUAACUUCUCAGAUGACUUCCAGGUUUUAUUUAAGUUAAAUUUCAGUUUGUUUUGAACACUCGGGUGACCCAGUGCUAAAGUAGUUUCUUUGUCUUUUAGAUUGAAUUUUGUCAUUAAAUUGAAUAUGGUUCUUCCUCUGUAUUGGCUCUGUGGUCCUCUAUUCAAUGCAACAAUAGCUGUGCAGUUGCUCAGAUCCUGGCUUAAUCUACUGCUCCUUCUGAAUGUGAUGCUAGUCCAUCUCAGGUCACCCCUCCCCCUCCCCUCCUCCCUCCCCCAGGCAACCCAUCAAGUCUCCCUUGCUAUUUGGGAGUACACAUUUGUAAUCCUGGGAGGAGGUGCACAUUUUAGAGUAAAGUUCUCUUCUUGUCCAAGAUCCAGAGCUCCAAGCUGAACUUAUUUCAAAGUCACCAUUUGGUAAUCUUAAUAAAUCAUAAAAGGUUGAAAAUGGAAAAGAAUAUGAUCUGAAAUGUUACACUAUGCGUUAUGCAGUUGUUUAUCUCACUUUCACUUUGGACAAUGAGCACUUUAAGUAAUUGUGAUGUUUUACUUUGCUAUACAACUGCUGAACACAGAUAGCCAAUUGUUCACUUAUGCAGAGAAUUUAGUUCAAAUUUUUUCUUUUUUUCUCACCUUGGGAACCACAAGACACCCAGUAAUGCCUUUAAAAUAGGACUUGGCCUCUCAAUUCAUUGCUGAGGGUUUUAACAACUGUUUUUUCCAACCUUGCUAAGAAUGAUUGUGUAACACUUUGAUUAUAUGAAGACUUUCCUCUUGUAGGUACGAAUGUUUUUAAAAUCAGUAAAUGGCAAAGAUGUCCUCUAUUGGAACCACAGACAAGUGUCUCAGGAGAUUCUGAGAGGGCACAAUAUUGUGCACUUAGUUGUUAUGACCCAUUUUAAGGGUGUGGAGUAGGUCCUUUUGACCUGACACCACAAGCCUGCCAGCAUGCUCUCAUUGUUAGUGCUUCAGUAAGGGUGUUUCUUCGCCUUUGAGCAAUGCUUGCCUGCGAGAGGUCUGGGCCUAGCUGUUUGAAGUCCAAUCAGCACUACUCCAGGGUUAGAUUUUAAUCUGGGUUUCUUUAUUCCUUUGUUCAAAAGCCUUUUUUGGAUAAUUUUCUCUAUCCUUUUCAGGGCAUCCAUGAAUCAAUAAAUUGUAGACCAAAGGAAUGUUUCUGAGUUUUCUGAUAAAGCUUUCAAAUCUAAAAUCAGAUUUCACACUACCAACUCCUGGGUUUUCUUAACCCAGCUUUGAACAACCUGGCCCAAAUAUUUUGUGCCAGACCACUUGCAGACCUGUGGCCUACUU
Pocillopora meandrina is the source of this 6391-nucleotide messenger RNA. The record is from the annotation of a GenBank genome assembly. NCBI's taxonomy places the organism in Eukaryota, Metazoa, Cnidaria, Anthozoa, Scleractinia, Pocilloporidae.